Molecule: messenger RNA, 7723 nt
Organism: Suricata suricatta (meerkat)
Lineage: Eukaryota; Metazoa; Chordata; Mammalia; Carnivora; Herpestidae
Gene: HEATR5A
Product: HEAT repeat containing 5A
Exons: 38
Coding region: 355-6579 (2074 amino acids)
Biological process (GO): retrograde transport, endosome to Golgi; endocytosis; intracellular protein localization
Cellular component (GO): membrane; endocytic vesicle; Golgi apparatus
Source: RefSeq, a predicted model, not a curated record
AGGCUCCGGCCGCGCUCGCGGCUCCGAGCUUUCCGGCUCCGCCCCGCGCGCGCCCCUCCCGCCGCACUGCCUCGCAGUCGCCGCCGCUGGCAAGUCCCGGCGCGACCCUGCUGUGCGGUGGAGCCGGUAACGUGGCAGGACUGGGACGGGCGCUGAGCCGUGGGGGACUCCAGAAGGUGAGCUCUCCAGGAUCCUGCUAGUGGAGGCGCUGCGGGCGCGAGGGGGGCGGUGCCCGGGCUGCCUGCCCGCUAGGAGGGAUAUCACACCCCGGCCUGCACAAUUUUUUUACUUAGGUAUAUUGACUGAAGUUUAAUGAGAAGAAUCGUGACCAGCUAAGAGAAUUUUCUGCAAGGAAUGGAAUUAGCUCAUAGCUUAUUACUGAAUGAAGAAGCAUAUAAUCAACUAGGUGAAGUUCAGAAGGCAGAGUUUAUUUUUGAUUGGUUGAGAUAUUUGGAAAAGCUCUUGCUGGCAACCAGCAGGAGCGAUGUAAAAGAGAAACAGAAGACUCUGGUAGAACAGCUCCUAUCUUUGUUGAACAGCUCUCCAGGGCCUCCUACCCGCAAACUCCUGGCUAAAAAUCUAGGCAUUCUUUAUAGUAUUGGAGACACAUUCUCUGUUUAUGAGACAAUCGAUAAAUGUAAUGAUCUUAUUCGAAGCAAAGAUGAUUCUCCAAGUUAUCUUCCCACUAAACUUGCUGCUGUGGUAUGUUUGGGUUCCUUGUACAAGAAGUUGGGUAGAAUACUGGUUCACACCUUUACCGAUACAGUGGGGAAUAUUCUUAAAGCUAUGAAGAGUGCAGAGUCUCAAGGUCGAUAUGAGAUUAUGCUGAGUCUGCAGAAUAUAUUAAAUGGACUAGGAACUGCUGCUACACCUUGCCACAGGGAUGUUUAUAAAGCUGCUAAAUCCUGCUUAACAGAUAGAUCCAUGGCUGUUCGUUGUGCUGCUGCAAAGUGUCUCCUUGAACUUCAGAAGGAGGCCAUCUUUAUGUGGAGUACAGACCUGGAUAGUGUGGCCACACUAUGUUUUAAGUCCUUUGAAGGUUCCAAUUAUGAUGUGCGGAUUACAGUUUCAAAGCUGCUAGGCACAGUGUUGGCUAAAGCUAUAAUUUCUAAACAUCCAGGAACAGCAGCCUCACGUCAAAGCAUGCGCAGAGUAUCUCUGGAGGAAGUUCUGGAAUUACUAGGAACAGGGUUUCUGCGUGGGAGUUCAGGAUUUCUUCGAGCCAGUGGAGAUAUGCUGAAAGGAACCAGUUCAGUCAGUAGGGAUGUUCGAGUUGGAGUUACUCAGGCUUAUGUGGUAUUUGUUUCAACACUAGGAGGAACAUGGCUAGAGAAAAAUUUUGCUGCCUUUCUUUCCCAUAUCCUAAGCCUUGUGUCACAGUCGCACCCUAAAGCCACCCAAACUCAGUCUGAUGCUGUCUGUGGUCGCCGUUGUGUUUCAUUUAUCCUUCGAGCUACUGUAGGAGGCCUUCUUGGAGAAAAAGCUCAAAUUGCUGCUGCCAAGGAUAUUUGCCAGGCUAUCUGGAAGUUAAAGAAAGUUGUGGAUGCUGCAAUGAGUGACGGUAAUGUGGAGACCCGGCCUGGCUCCACAGAUGUGACAGCCAGCCAGCACAUGCUGGUGUGUGCUUUACAAGAACUUGGAAAUCUCAUAUACAGUCUUGGCACCACAGCUGCACCUUUGCUGCAGGAUUCAAGUGCAGGCAUUCUUGACAGUGUCAUUUCGGUUAUUCUGCAUCCUAGCAUUUCCGUUCGACUAGCAGCAGCUUGGUGUUUACACGGCAUUGCUGUGGCAACACCUUCUUACCUAACAGCUCUUGUAGACCGCUGCGUGGGACGGCUCGCUGUACUUAAGUCUUCGCCCGAAGCAGUGACUGGCUUCAGUUUCGCUCUGGCAGCUUUGUUGGGAGCAGUGAAGCAUUGUCCUUUAGGAAUUCCUCAUGGAAAGGGCAAGGUUAUUAUGACACUAGCGGAGGAUUUGCUGUGUUCCGCCGCUCAAAACAGUCGCCUUUCAGCUCAGCGCACACAGGCUGGAUGGUUGUUGAUUGCUGCUCUCAUGACAUUAGGUCCUGCAGUUGUCAGUCAUCACCUUGCUCGAGUUCUGCUGUUGUGGAAGUGUGUCUUUCCAGUGUCUCCUAAAGAUCUAGAAACAGAAAAGAGUCGAGGAGAUUCGUUUACAUGGCAAGUAACCCUGGAAGGACGAGCUGGUGCGCUCUGUGCCAUCAAGAGUUUUGUUUCCCACUGUGGUGAUCUCCUUACUGGGGAAGUAAUUCAGCGGCUUCUGCCACCACUUCCUUGUGCUGUGGAUUUGCUAACUCAGCUUUCUUCAGUGCUAAAAGCAUAUGGAAGUCCUUUGAAAACACCAUCAAUAGUUUAUAGACAGAGGCUUUAUGAAUUAUUGAUUUUAUUACCUCCUGAAACCUAUGAAGGAAACCUUUGUGCCAUCCUCAAAGAGCUGGCUGCUGACUUGACUGCUUCUGAUAUACAGGUGGCAGCAUCUGCAUUUUUACUUCCACCCCUCUGUCACCAGGAUGAUCUCGUGAUAUUAAGUCCUUUGCUGCAAGAAACUGACCAUAGAUUUAUUGAAGAACAGCUUCUGCUUGGUAAUGGUAUUGCUUGUGGAAGUUUGGAGUAUGACCCUUAUUCUAUUUGUAAGAAAGAUGUAUUGGGAGAUUCAGUGCCUAAGCCUCUACCUCCAGUACUAUCAGUUAUUAGCUCUGCAAUCAAGCUCUUUGGAGUUGUAUGUGCCCAUGUGGGAGAAGCUCAAAGGCUUCUUAUACUGGAACAACUUUUGGACAGUAUAAAGCACACAAAAGGAGCUCGUCAACAAGUAGUUCAGUUACAUGUUGUUUCUUCACUCUCUAGUUUCUUGAAGUACUUAGCUGGCUCCAAGGGAAAUUUGGGUCCAGAAGAAAUGAGAAGACCGGCCGUGGCAUUGGUGAUGGGAGCCCUAGAAAGUCCCAACCCCCUCUUGAGAUGUGCAGCUGCAGAGGCUUGGGCUAGAUUAGCCCAAGUGGUGGAUGAUGGAGCUUUUACUGCUGCAUUAGCUCAAGUUAGCUUUGACAAACUGAAAUCAGCAAGGGAUGUGGUUACCAGAACAGGAUACUCAUUGGCUUUGGGAUCCCUAUACAGAUAUUUAGGAGGAAUAAGUUCUUCUCAACAUUUGAAUUCUUGUGUUGGAAUCCUUUACACUUUGUCUCAGGACAGCACUUCUCCUGAUGUGCAGACCUGGGCACUACAUUCACUGUCACUGAUCAUUGAUUCUGCUGGCCCACUCUAUCAUAUGCAUGUGGAAUCCACUCUUUCUCUUAUUAUAAUGUUAUUGUUAAAUGUGCCUCCUACUCAUGCUGAAGUUCACCAAAGUCUCGGUCGCUGUUUGAAUGCCCUUAUUACUACAUUGGGUCCAGAACUGCAGGGUAAUAGUACUUCCAUUUCCACCUUAAGGACUUCCUGUCUUUUGGGUUGUGCAGUGAUGCAAGAUAACCCAGACUGCCUUGUUCAAGCUCAGGCCAUCUAUUGCCUUCAGCAGCUUCAUAUGUUUGCUCCAAGACAUGUCAAUCUGUCUAGUUUGGUCAGCUGCCUUUGUGAGAUCUUGUUGGAUAAUUCUGUGUUGGUGAAUCUUUGUAGUCCCUAUUUGUUACUGAGAAGAGCGGUACUGGCUUGUUUACGUCAGCUCGUACAGAGAGAAGCAGCUGAAGUUUCAGAACAUGCUGUUAUGCUUGCUAAAGAUAACAGAGAUGAGUUUACUCCAGAUGCUAACAUCAGAGAAGUGGGCCUUGAAGGGGCAUUAUUGACCUUACUAGACAAAGAGACAGAUCAGAAGUUAUGCCAUGAUAUCAAAGAGACUUUAAAUCAUAUGCUUACAUCUAUGGCAGUGGAUAAGCUCUCCUUCUGGUUAAAGCUUUGUAAAGAUGUACUUGCUGCAUCUGCUGAUUUUACAACUGUAACUUGUGUGGAUACAAUGCAAGAAGAGGAAGGCGAUAAAGGGGAUGAUGCCUCAGUUCUGACCACCAGAAAUGAUGACAAAUCCUAUCCUUUUACCAAUCCUCGAUGGGCUACUAGAGUCUUUGCUGCCGAAUGUGUCUGUAGGAUAAUUAACCAGUGUGAGAAUGCACACAGCGCACAUUUUGACAUUGCUUUAGCACAAGAAUUGAAAAAAAGGGAUUCGAGAAAUGACUUUUUGGUGCUACAUCUUGCUGACUUAAUCCGCAUGGCCUUUAUGGCUGCCACAGAUCACAGUGACCAGCUCCGUCUUUCUGGCCUUGAAACACUGUUAGUUGUUAUUCGGCGAUUUGCAGCUAUUCCAGAACCAGAGUUUCCAGGUCAUGUGAUUCUGGAACAGUAUCAAGCCAAUGUAGGAGCGGCACUUAGGCCAGCCUUCACCUCAGAGACGCCACCUGAUGUUACUGCCAAAGCAUGUCAGGUUUGCAGUGCCUGGAUCGCAAGUGGAGUUGUAAGUGACCUUAAUGAUCUCCGAAGAGUUCACCAGUUGCUCAUUUCAUCAUUAACAAAAAUACAAGCUGGAAAAGAGGCUCUGAGUCACUUAUAUAAUGAAAGUGCUUCUACCAUGGAGAUCUUAGCUGUGCUGAAAGCCUGGGCAGAGGUCUACAUAAUUGCCGUAGAAAGACACAAAAGCCACAGACAACCUUUGAAGACUAUGACCUGUUCAGAAGAGAGUGUCAGAAAUGGGUCAUGUUCAUCAGAUGGACUGCUUGACUUAGUCCACACAGACCUGGGCACACUGAGUAGGCUCUGGCUUGCUGCGCUUCAGGAUUUUGCUCUCAUAACUUUGCCUUCAGAAUUUACCUCCCAACUUCCUGUUGAAGGUGGUGCUUUCUACACAGCAGAGACUAGUGAAAAUGCAAAAAUGCAUUAUUACAACUCCUGGGCGCUUAUCCUGCACGCUACAGCAUUGUGGCUUACCAGCACAGGCUUUGUGGUUGCUGACCCAGAUGAAGGAGCAUCUCAUCUUUCAAGACCUGUAACACCUACUUCUAUGUGUCAGGGUUCAUCAUCUGGGGCCGUAGUAAAGUCACCUGAGGAUGUCUGCACUGAUAGAUUCCAUCUUAUUUUAGGCUCCUAUCUGCGUUCUGAAGGAUUAAUUACAAGGUUCAAGAAAGAAUACUCAAAAGGAAUCAGUGUGGAAUUUUUGUGUUCCUUACGCUCAGAUGCAACUCUGGAAAACAUUAUGGCUUGCUUACAUGCAUUACAGGCUCUUCUAGAUGUACCUUGGCCCAGAUCUAAAAUUGGCAGUGAUCAGGACUUGGGCAUCGAGUUGUUGAAUGUACUACAUCGAGUAAUUUUGACCCGAGAAUCACCUUCUAUUCAAUUGGCUUCACUUGAAGUGGUAAGACAGAUUAUCUGUGCAGCUCAAGAACAUGUCCAGGAGAAAAGACGAAGUGCAGAAGUUGAUGAUGGGGCUGCUGAAAAGGAAACCCUGCCAGAGUUUGGAGAGGGAAAGGACACAGGAGGACUUGUGCCUGGGAAAUCUUUGGUUUUUGCAACCCUGGAAUUGUGUGUAUGCAUUCUAGUUAGGCAGCUUCCAGACCUGAAUCCUAAAUUGGCAGGUAGCCCAGGAGUCAAAGCUACCAAGCCACAGGUGCUGCCAGAAGAUGGAAGCCGACUGGUGUCCGCGGCGUUAGGUGUCCUCGCGGAGCUCCCCGCAGUGUGCUCUCCUGAAGGAAGCAUCUCAAUUCUGCCUACCAUAUUGUACCUUACAAUUGGGGUCCUCAGAGAAACUGCUGUGAAGUUACCUGGGGGUCAGUUAUCUUCAACUGUUGCAGCUUCCCUACAGGCCUUGAAAGGAAUAUUGUCUUCUCCCAUGGCCAGAGCAGAAAAGAGUCACACUGCUUGGACUGAUCUUCUCCGUGGUGCUUUAACAACAGUACUUGACUGCUGGGAUCCAGUAGAUGGAACACAUCAAGAACUUGACGAACUCAGUCUCCUUACUGCUAUCACAGUAUUUAUUUUGUCUGCCAGUCCAGAAGUUACUACCAUCCCAUGCCUUCAGAAGCGCUGUAUUGAGAAAUUUAAGGCUACUCUUGAGAUAAAAGAUCCUGUGAUACAAAUCAAGACCUAUCAGCUCCUACUUUCCAUUUUUCAGUAUCCAAAUCCAGCUGUUUCCUACCCAUACAUUUACUCUUUAGUAUCCUCUGUUGUGGAAAAACUGCAAGAAGUAGACAAGAGAAAGCCAGAAGACAUUACUGAGCUUCAGGUCUUUCAAGAAUGCAUAAAGGUCUUGGAAGCACUUGUAACCGUUGCUGAAGAACAGCACCGUUCCCAGCUGGUGGCCUGUCUUCUGCCCAUCCUCAUUUCCUUCCUUUUGGAUGAUAAUACUCUGGGAUCAGCAACUUCCGUAAUGAAAAGUUUACAUGACUUUGCUUUGCAACAUCUCAUGCAGAUUGGGCCUCAGUAUUCAUCAGUUUUUAAAAAUGUCAUGGCUUCUUCUCCUGCCCUGAAAGCCCGCCUUGAGGCUGCUAUCAAGGGCAAUCAGGAAAGUGUCAAAGUCAAGAUACCAACAUCUAAACAUCCCAAGAACCCUGGAAAGAAUGCAAGCAUCCAAUUAAAGACCAAUUUCUUUUGACUCUUUUGUUUUAAUAGUAAGCACCUUAAUAAAAUAAUCGAUCAUUUCUUUCUCUUUGGGGACAAAAGUGACAUUUUAGACACAAGUGCACUUGGAGGUCUGGUUGAUUGUCUUAAAUAGCUGUGACUUUUCAGAUUAAUAUCAAACUUAAUAUUUUUUUGUGUUUUUUUUUUCAAUUUAAUAAAACCACAGAGCUCUUGCCAGGAAUUUCAAGAAAGUGCUAAGGAAUUGAACAUUCUAAAUAGUCCACUGCUUUAAAAAUGAAAUGGUUUUCUUCUGACAGUCCAUACACAUAUGGUAUAGUUAAUACUUUGACAGAUAGAGAUUUGACUCUAGUAUAAAUUAUCUGCAUUUAUAUUGUAUCCCAAUUGCUAAUUUAAAAUUCUGCCUUAUUCAGUAAUUAAACUUUCUUGGAAUUCUCAACAUAAAUGAUUGGAAACUAUUUAGGAAACUUGGUUUAGAAUUAUACAAUAUUUAGUAGUACAAGUUAACUACAGCCCUGCAGUGUGACUUAAGAUCUGGUGUCUAUAAAUAUCAUGGCUUUUCAUCACCUUUUGGUUUGGCUUAUUUUGGGUUCAAGAAAUGGAAAUUUUACUUAUUUUGAAUAGAAUAGGGCAUCUCCACUUAAUUUCUCAGAGGACUUUCUGUUACCUUUGUUCCUAACAAUUUUGUUCAUUUUCAUUUGUGACUGACAUUCAUAUCAAUGAGUUCACAUCUAUAUUUAGGUCAACUAUGGGUUUAUAUAAAACAAAUUUAGAUCAUCAAUGAAUGCAAGUAUGUUUUUUUAUCAUGAAACAUAUUUUAAUAUAGAAAAAAUCUAAUGAUAGAGUCGUAUUGGUUGAAAAAUAUUUUUUAGCUGUUGGUGAUCAUUGACUCUCCUCCCACUUCAGUGUUACAUGUAAGAAUCAAGCACUAUGUCACAACGUAGCAUUUCCCUGUUAAAAAUUAAAAACUGGAGUGAUGAGGCAUGCUCAGAAUUGAGAAAAAAAUACUUUGAGUCAAGAAAGGACAAUGUGAUGUACUCUAUUUUAUUAUGUUUAUAUAUAAAUACUCUUGUAAAUUGUUCAGAAUGAAAACACUUGACAAAAUCUAACACUACAAUCAAUUUUUUAAUUUACAUAAAUAAAGCUAAUUUUCUUUAUCA